Messenger RNA from Hypoxylon trugodes, 2234 nucleotides. Its product is annotated as alcohol oxidase. The transcript has 2 exons. NCBI's taxonomy places the organism in Eukaryota, Fungi, Ascomycota, Sordariomycetes, Xylariales, Hypoxylaceae. Bases 384 to 2117 code for a protein of 577 amino acids. Gene Ontology annotation, molecular function: flavin adenine dinucleotide binding; oxidoreductase activity, acting on CH-OH group of donors. The record is from RefSeq and is a predicted model, not a curated record.
GUUUUAUUAAUAGUAAUAAAUCAACAUCAAUUUGUGUGACAUGUACCAAGGUGGGUAUCGUCGUAUUUGCUGCCUAAGGUUAUUGCGAAAUCAAGGCCUCACUUACACUCGGUUCCACACGCGUAUUUUCUAUUCUAUAGUAAUACGGGAUGGCCCAUUACUUUCCUCCUCAUCUUCAAGGACAAUUUUUUCCAAUUGCGGAAAUAACGCUACUUGCAGGAUUCACUUUCGUAAUUCCUCGUAAGCUUAUGUGUACCUAGGUACAUUGCAUAUAGGUAUCGGCUAGGGAGCGAUGGCAUUUUAAGCCAUUUUUCACCCUUCUCUAUUCUUGUAGAAUUCCUACUUCAAGUCCCAAUACUAAUAAUCCACCAUACAGAAGAACCAUGAGGUGGUCUAUCCUUCCACUUACCGCUCUGUUCAUUGGGUGUUGUCGUGCCGAAGACGUCGAAUACGACGCAAUUAUUAUCGGCGGAGGGGUAGCUGGGUUGGUGCUAGCUGACAGACUAUCAGAGAACCCUGACUUUUCUGUUUUACUCCUUGAAGCUGGAUUAGACCCCGGUGACGAUUCGCUGGUUAGUACGCCAGCUUUUGCUGGGCAAUUAUGGCCAAGUAAAUAUUCGUGGAAUUUCACCGAGGUUCCGCAACCAUCACUCGGCGGCAUUAAACCACAGUUACACCUCGGUCAUGUUUUCGGUGGUGGAUCCGCCAUCAAUUUCAUGGCUUACUGCCGGGGAGCUCGAUCUGUCUUUGAUGAAUGGGCUGAGAUAUCGGGUAUCGAGCAACUUGGCUGGGAUACUAUCGUCGACUAUUUCCGAGAAAGCACCAAUCUAUUCGCGCCUAAUCCAUUACCAUAUGAUCAACCUAUCAACAAGUCUGUGUACAGCAACGAAGGCCGCGUAUUUGUCAGUUAUGAUAGACCAGAUAGACUGUCAACGCUGGAACCGUAUUUCUGGGACGCUUUCCUGAACAAUUCCCAAUCACCUAGCAAGCCGGCAGAUUUAACCGAUGGAACAGGUAUUGGGCUCGUAAAAGGUGGUCCUCAUUCUGUUAGGAACUCAAAUGGAACCCGAUCCUACGCUUGGCCUUCAUACGGCUUCAGAGCUGUUGGAAGGUCCAAUGCUAAAAUCCUUUCAAAUUCUCGAGUCAUCAAAAUCAACUUUGAUACGACGGAUCCAGAGAUCCCUAAGGCCGUCGGCGUUGAUUACGUUUCCGGUUCUGACACUUCUGCCAUUACAACCAGAGGUAAGGAGAUAAUCGUGAGCGGCGGAGCCAUUAACACACCAAGGCUAUUGCUUCUUUCUGGCGUUGGUCCUAAAGAACACCUUAACGAUAUCAACAUCCAGGUAGUGAAGGACGUCCCCGAGAUUGGAUCGAAUGUACGCGAUCACCAUAUGGCCGUGAACGUAUUCAAGGUCCCCACCGACAUUAUUACGGGAGCUUCACUAGCAAAUCAGACAAUACUUGCUGAGGCUCAAUCUCAAUAUACCAGCACUGGUGGUGGACCAUUAUCCGAGCCUGGGCCGCAGUCAUCCACGUUUCUCACCGAGCGCGUCCCUGAUGACAUCUUGAAAAGCUUCGGGGUGAAUAUAUCCUAUCACCAAAACCUACCUGCAGACCGGCCUUUUCUAUCAUAUCAAUAUGCGGCGUUGUCGUUUCUCCCGCAAUUCGCAGACCUCAAUGUCGCGACGGCAUUUGUUGCGCUGGUCCAACCCGAAGGAUCUGGCACCGUACGGCUGAAUUCGUCAAAUUGGCAAGAUGAUCCCAUCAUUAAUACCAGCUACUUCGGUUCCAAUGCUGAUUUAGCUAUUGCCCAAUACGGAUAUGAACGUCUGCUCAAUAUCACUCGCUCUGCAGCUUUCGCUCGUAUCAAUAUUGGCGAAGUCUUCCCUGGUCCUAACCUAACAACCAUCGAGGCAUUCCAGCAGGGUGCCCAAACGUAUCACCAUAGCAUCGGGUCGGUUUCUCUCGGGAAGGUUCUAGAUUCGGAGUUUCGUGUGAAGGGGAUUGACGGGCUUCGGGUGGUUGAUAGUAGUGCGAUACCUGUGAUCACAACCUGCCACACACAGAGCUCCGUGUACGCAUUAGCGGAGGUGGCGGCUAAGAUUCUGACAUCAUGAAUUGAAAAUAUCUUAGAUAGCUACAACUGGUACAACUAUGGAGCUAUAUAGGCUGCCGUUGACGAAAUAUGAGCGAUGCUAUGUCGGUGAAUCAAAGCCAAAUGUUGUUGUAGGAGG